GUCAUACAUUUGUCAACACCGUUGUCAAGUCAGUGAUGUAUUUUUACAAGAUCUAGCUGUAACAUAUUUUAUGAGAUGCGUCCCAGAAUUCAGCUGAGGUUUGUUGGAGAACAGAUGAAGUAUUUGGAAGAAAAAAUGCAAUUGAUGGAACCUGUUAUUGGCGUAAUGAAAUAUGCAUUAGAAAAAAGUAAGACGUGGAUGGAAGAUAAAAAUGACAACCCGUCUAUCACAUACAUUGAGCUUUGCAAUGAACUUGCAUCAGCAACCACGGCCUUGUUGGAUUUAGCUUCAAACAUUUUAGGCGAAAAUGAAGAGCUUGUCGAUGUUGAUGGUAGAACGCCAUCUUUAGCUCAGUCUACUCUAGAGCCUACAAAAACAGAGAAACCUGACCAAAGUGAAUCAACAAAUCAACUGACUAAACUAGUUAAAAAUCAAGAAGAAGUAUUCACUCGACUGGGUCUUUUAGAAAACAGCAUAUCUUGUCUACAAAGUUCAAUACAAAAAUCUAAAGAAGACACGUCAGAAAUAAAACAAUGGAGAAACAACUUUGUAACAGAAAAGUGUGACAUGGAGUUAAACAUUGACCAACUGACUAAAAAACAAAAGCAGAACUUUAAAAACCUUAAAAAACAAAUAAGUGAACAGGAUAACAAAGUAAAGGAGAUGAACAGAGAAAUCGAAAGUUUAAAAGAAAAAGAAACCAAGUCAAACAAAACACUAGAGAAACUGUCUCUAGAUAUGAAAGAAUAUGAAAACAACUUCCACAAAAUAAAUAAAGAGAUGCAAGAUCACACAAAUAAAACAGACAGUAUAACUCAAGAAAUUAAAAGACUUUCUGAUUUGAUUGUUUCUUUACAAGAAGAUCAUAAUAAAAUCGUGGUCAAUACAUCAACCGGAUUUGAAAAGUUGCAAUCAAAGCAGUGUGUGUUGUACAAGCUCCUACAACAAAGAUUGAUGCCCAUUGACAAACUGAUUCAAAUCUCUAACCAGAACUUGGAAACUAGGGAAGAAAAAAUAAAGAAGGCAUGUUUGUAAUAAUUGUAUACAAAUGAUUAACAUUGGUAAAU
Physella acuta is the source of this 1067-nucleotide messenger RNA. Its product is annotated as chromosome partition protein Smc. Lineage: Eukaryota; Metazoa; Mollusca; Gastropoda; Physidae. The record is from RefSeq and is a predicted model, not a curated record.